This is a messenger RNA of Protopolystoma xenopodis, 663 nucleotides long. The record is from the annotation of a GenBank genome assembly. Lineage: Eukaryota; Metazoa; Platyhelminthes; Monogenea; Polystomatidea; Polystomatidae.
AUGCCUUUUGGAUAUAAAGGCCGGCAAUAUCAAUCCAGCUCUCUAGGAAAUAUCCGAGAUGUGUCUGCUGGAGAUACGAAUGAACAGUUCUUCUCUGUUAGAGAUUCUAUCUAUAAGCUUUGGCCAGGAGUGUCAGAAUCGAUGGGAUCUACUGAACAUUUUCCAUCAAACUCUCUAGGCCGGAAUAACCUACACGUAGCUAAAUCUGACAAUUUCAGAGCGCAUUCAAAUACUAGAAUCAGCUUAUUUGGUAGAAUAAUAACCGAUUUGGUCCUGAAACCUGCUUCAGGUGGCUCGGCCAGAAAGCGCCUAUACCACAUAGCUCCAUCUAUACGUGAGAAAUCUUUAGUUGGAGAUGGUCGAGGGAUCUUUACUUAUGGCCUUUCGAGCAAUAGCGCCGUUGCUGGUGCAAGCGGAAUUGGCUUAGCUUGCAUGUCACCGUUGAUGGAACGCUCUAUAGAAGAUGAAGAAGGGGGCAACCAUCUAACUAGGUUAGCUUCUUCUUCCACCCAACCCAUCAGGCUCUCGCAGACAAUUAAUCCACUUCAACCAGCUUCGCUUGUCUAUAAACCUUAUUAUUUAGGAGAAAGUAGGGUGCAGCCACUAAAACGUAGCAAGCCCUUUUCUUCUUCCAUUGAUACUUGUAUUCCUUUUCACACUUGA